Molecule: messenger RNA, 1677 nt
Organism: Fusarium coffeatum
Lineage: Eukaryota; Fungi; Ascomycota; Sordariomycetes; Hypocreales; Nectriaceae
Exons: 2
Coding region: 1-1677 (558 amino acids)
Biological process (GO): sulfate assimilation; siroheme biosynthetic process
Molecular function (GO): uroporphyrin-III C-methyltransferase activity
Source: RefSeq, a predicted model, not a curated record
AUGGAUUCAACAAUACCGACCUCGCUUCUUACAGCGCUCAACUGUAGAGGCAACAUCCACCUCGUUAUUGGUACAAACCCACUCGCUGCGACUCGAUGCGGCCAAUCUCUGGGUUCUGGCGCACAGCCAAUUCUUAUUGCCCCCGAGGGUGCUGAGCUUCAUUACGCUCUACAGAAGAAGAUAGACGACGGAAGUGUUCAAUGGCACAAGAAACAGUUUGAAGAUUCCGAUCUGCUAUCACUUGGUCGCGAGGAGGUUGAUGGGGUAGUGGAUGCUGUCUUUGUCACUUCGGCAGCACGAGACACUCAAACAAUUCAUAUCUCUGCUCUGUGCAAACGCAAUCGAAUCCCCAUAAACGUCGUUGACGCUCCUCAACUUUGCACAUUCUCCCUCCUUUCGACACAUAGCGAUGGCCCUCUCCAGAUCGGCGUUACCACGAACGGUCGAGGUUGUAAGCUGGCCUCUCGAAUUCGCCGUGAUAUCGCCGCAUCACUCCCCGUAGAUCUCGGCGCUGCCUGUACACGACUCGGAGACGUUCGCCGUCGCAUCCACACCGAAGACGCCCUUGUGGCUGAAGACGACCCCGCCUCCCCCGACGACUCUUUCGACCAGGACGCCCACUUCAACCGCCUUAUUACAGAAGAAGAUGCUAAGAACCGAAGAGUGAGAUGGCUCAGUCAAGUCUGCGAAUACUGGCCUCUUAAGCGCCUGGCUGCUAUCACAGACGACGAUGUAGAGACAGUUCUCAAGUCAUACCCCGGGAACGGUCCCGAUAUCAAGCGUGACCCUGGCACUCCCGAGAAACGUGUUGGUACAAUUAUCCUGGCCGGUAGUGGACCUGGACAUCCCGAUCUUCUUACACAGGCUACACACAAGGCUAUCAAGUCUGCGGAUCUUAUUCUUGCCGAUAAGCUUGUACCUUCUGGUGUCUUGGAUCUUAUUCCCCGUCGUACUCCCGUUCAAAUUGCUCGCAAGUUCCCUGGAAACGCCGAUCGUGCUCAGGAAGAGCUUCUCGAAAUGGCGCUUGCUGGAGUUCAAGAGGGCAAGACUGUUCUGCGCCUCAAGCAAGGAGAUCCUUAUGUGUAUGGACGUGGUGGUGAGGAGGUUGCCUACUUCCGCCAGCACGGCUAUGGCGAUAGAGUGUCUGUUCUCCCUGGUGUCACCAGUGCUCUGAGCGCCCCCCUGUUUGCUGCAAUCCCUCCUACACAGCGCGAUGUUGCCGACCAAAUCCUCAUCUGCACUGGUACAGGAAAGAAGGGUAAGGCACCUUCACCACCUGAGUAUGUGCCAAGCCGAACAGUGGUUUUCCUUAUGGCUUUGCACCGUAUUAACGGUCUGAUCCGCGAACUAACCACACAUAUCGAGCUUGAGCCAUUGGCCACUCAAGUCUCUCCUGCAACUGGCGAGAGCAAGCGAGUUCUGUGGCCGCGCAACACACCUUGUGCUGUCAUCGAGCGUGCCAGCUGCCCUGAUCAACGAGUUAUCCGAACAACCCUCGAACAUGUUGCUGAGGCCAUCGAGACAGAGGGCAGCCGCCCACCAGGUCUCUUGGUAGUAGGUCGAUCCUGUGAAACCCUCUUCACUCCUGAGAAGGGGCGAGCCUGGGUGACAGAGGAGGGAUUUAGAGGAAUGGAAAUAGAGGACUUCACAGUCGGACUAGAGGCAUUGCAAGCAUGA